AUGGCUACUUUAUCUGGGGUGGAGAGACGUUCGACAGAACAAAUGUUUGUCUACAUUAGCAACCAGCCAUUUCUGCCAUACGGAGAGUAUGAUGGUCUGCCACAGAAGAAGAGGAAGACUAUAGAGCCACCAUCAUCAUUAGCACCUUCAGCGCCUCCAGCACCUUCCACACUUACACCUCAACUUCAGACACCUUAUGAGCUGGGUCAGGAGAUUCUUCAGGCCAUCCACCGCUUCGAGCACCGCAAUGCCUGCCGCUUUCAAUGGAUUGUGGCGAAGUUUGAGGGUAGAGACCCUGGGCCACCUCCUCCAGAUACACCAGAGCCUGAGACUGAGACUGAGCCAACAGCUGAGGAGCCACCAGUCGAGCCAGCAACUGAAACUGGGCAGGCAGUCGAGCCCACUGAGUAG
This is a messenger RNA of Arachis duranensis, 411 nucleotides long. RefSeq lists its product as uncharacterized. NCBI's taxonomy places the organism in Eukaryota, Viridiplantae, Streptophyta, Magnoliopsida, Fabales, Fabaceae. The record is from RefSeq and is a predicted model, not a curated record. The transcript has a single exon. The coding region runs from base 1 to 411 and encodes 136 amino acids.